This is a messenger RNA of Oppiella nova, 333 nucleotides long. The record is from the annotation of a GenBank genome assembly. Lineage: Eukaryota; Metazoa; Arthropoda; Arachnida; Sarcoptiformes; Oppiidae.
AUGGCUACUAAGGACACGGAUGUAGCACCUGGAUCACUUGUUAAGGCUAUUGGUUGGGGUCUUAUAAACAAGACGACAUAUCCUGAGAUAUUACAGACACUGGAUGUGCCGGUUAUAGAGAGAAGUAAAUGUGAAGUGAUUUACAAAAAUUACUUUAAUAUGACUGUCGAUGAGACCAGUAUUUGCGCGGGUGGUGAGGGCCGGGAACCUUGCUCAGCUGAUUCGGGAUUACCAUUAACAAUUAAUAAAACACUCGUUGGUAUUACUGUGUGGACUAAUCCAUGUGCACAUCUAGCCUAUCCCACUGUGUAUACCCGGUUUGACAAACAUUAA